UGGCAGACAGAGACGAUCCACAGACGCCAACAAGAAGAAGAAGAAGAAUCAGAGUCUGAAAACAGGAAAUAGUUAUCUUUACUGAAACCACAGAAGACUAAAAUCUGACAGAUUCGGAGGAACUCCUGUGUAAUAUCUGAAUCACAGAUGGAUUAUACCUGAAGACGAGCAGGGCAGAUAAACUCAGAGAUCACCGCUGAUCGGCUGGCGGCCAUCUUGGAGAGACGACACAGUGUCCAGCAGGGGCCCUCCUAGACCCGCCUCAGUCCCCGGCUGCAGCGACCCCUGCUGGGCAUCAUGGAGCCUGGAGCAGGCCGGCUGCCACUCCAAGUACUGGGAGAGAACGAGGCGCUGCAGCAGUUCUUCAGUGGUCAGGAUGUUAGUGGCGUGUUGGAUAGUUCUGUCGCCGUGGAUACGAGCAUCCUGGAGCAGUACCUCAGCAAUGACAUGGACCCCAACAGUUUUAUGCUCCCUGAGUCUCCUCCUGACUCGAGCUCGGAAGCUUGUUCACCUGCACAGUUACCAGACUUCCACUACGAGCCUUCCUAUUGGCCCAACCAGCAGACCAACCAGGAAGCGUUUCAUCCAACACAAUGGCCUCCUGCCUCUUCGUCCUGUCUGCUGUUAAGGAUCAAGGCCCCACCCCCGCCGCAACAUAAACUGCUGACCCACGAUCAGCUUCGCAGUCUGGGCCUCACUAACACCUACGUCAAGUCUGGGGUCUUACCUGCCCCUCCUGCUCCACUUGCCCCCCUGCACCAGCAGACACCUGAACACACACACUACCUGAGUCCAGACAACUGCCCGCAGGUUUACACCCCUCCAACACCUUCUUCCCCGCCACCGCCACCACCACCGACCCUCUCGAACAGCUACGCCACGCCCUGCGCUGCUCCGGGCCUGGUCCCACAUAUAGCCACGCCCCCUUCAACCUGCCUGAUGGGCCCCACCUCCACGCUACACAGCUACUCCCCAGAGAGUAAAAAGAGGAGGAGAUCUGAGUCUGAGGAACCAUCGGUGGGAGUCGAGGCGUCCUGCAGUGAGGCUGAAGGGACUCGAGGCGGCAGUGGAGGGAAUGGCGUGGGUGGUGGUGGAAUGAGUUUGGGAUCCUACCAGCUGCUGACUUGGGAUCAGUACAGGCUGGAACAUUGGAGCGCUUUGUACAACAGCAGCUACCAGACACUGUCUCCUCCUGCCUACCACGUCGACACAGAUAAAGGCUUCAUCUACUCCACAGCUGACGAGGCUUUCGUCUGCCAGAAGAAGAAUCACUUCCAGGUCACAAUUCACAUCGGCGUAGCUGCAGAGCCGCAGUAUGUCAAAACGCCCAGUGGGCCGCAGUUGAUCGACCACUUCCUGAUUAAAGUGUUCGGGGUUAAGCUGGAAUCUCCAAGCCACCAGGUGACCAUUGAGCAGUCUCAGCCCGACCGCAGCAAGAAGCCCUUUAACCCAGUCAGGGUGGCUCUGCCCAGCGGCAAAAUCACCAAGGUAACUCUCGGCCGACUGCACUUCAGCGAGACGACGUCCAAUAACAUGAGGAAAAAAGGCAAACCCAACCCCGACCAGAGAUACUUUCAGAUGGUCGUUGGUCUGUAUGCUGCAGUGGCAGGAGAGGAAACUUUCCUUAUUACAGCUCUGGUGUCAGAGAGAAUCAUCGUCAGGGCUUCCAACCCCGGUCAGUUUGAGACGGACGGGGACGCACUGUGGCAGCGUGGGGCGGUGCAGGACGCCGUGGUCUGUCAAGGCCGAGUGGGCAUCAACACCGACUCCCCCGACGAGGCGUUAGUUGUCUGUGGCAAUGCCAAAGUGAUGGGCGCCGUCAUGCAGCCAUCCGACUACCGCGCAAAGCAAAACAUACAGGAGGUUGAUUCUGAGCAGCAGUUGAAGAGAAUCACUCAGAUGAGAAUAGUUGAGUUUGAUUAUAAACCAGAGUUUGCGUCUACUAUGGGAAUAGACCACACCCACCAGACAGGUAUAAUAGCUCAGGAGGUGAAGGAGCUGCUGCCGUCGGCGGUGAAGGAGGUCGGAGACGUCAGCUGCUCCGACGGAGAGAAGAUUCAUAACUUCCUCAUGGUGGACAAGGAGCAGAUCUUCAUGGAGAACGUCGGGGCGGUGCAGCAGCUGUCGAAGCUCACCGACAACCUGGAGACCCGAAUCAUAGAGCUGGAGGUCUGGAACCGCCGACUGGCAAAGCUAAAGAGCCUGACAGGCAGCCUGCGCUCCACCGGGAAACCUAGAAAACACAGCAGCGUGUCGAUGUCGUCGAGUCCUGACGAUUGUAAGACCGGGAAAGUUCAGAAGGAAGGCUGGAGUCAGAAGUACAGACACUGUCUGCGGCAUAAAGUCUUCCAGGCCAGCGUCUUCACCCUGCUGACCACCAUGGCGUUCUGCGUCAUCUCUAUCACCGCUCUGUACCUACUAAACUUGAAGGAGGGAGACAUUGAUGCCUUUCCCGGCAUCAGUAACGGGAGCAUGGUUCCUCCGCAGACCACAUCCUGGAGCAGCACAGUUACACCGACCAGUAUACCCGGCCCCUGGCCACCAGACGUGGACUUCUGUGACCUGCUGUACUGUGAUCAGGUGUACUGCUGCACUCCACCAACAGGGGGCAGCACAGACUCCAACGUCACCUCCACUGAAUCAGCUGCAGCAGAAAAGUCUAAUAUGACAGAAAGAAGAAGAGAAAAACUUUAUCACCAGCUGAAAAGUGCCAGAGACU
Morone saxatilis (striped sea-bass) is the source of this 2719-nucleotide messenger RNA. Its product is annotated as myelin regulatory factor-like protein. Gene Ontology annotation, cellular component: endoplasmic reticulum membrane; nucleus. The record is from RefSeq and is a predicted model, not a curated record. Lineage: Eukaryota; Metazoa; Chordata; Actinopteri; Moronidae. Gene Ontology annotation, biological process: protein autoprocessing; positive regulation of DNA-templated transcription. Gene Ontology annotation, molecular function: DNA-binding transcription factor activity; sequence-specific DNA binding.